UACGUCUAUUGAAUUUCCGGUACAAACGUUGCUAAGAGAUCAUACACAGUCCACACAAAGCCACGCUGGAUGUUCUCUUAAGCGACAGUUUUUUGUUUUUGUGUAUCAAAAUAUUUUAAAACUAUGAUUCAGUAUUAAACUAUGUAAAUAGUUUAUUUUGAAAUGGCAACUGCGUCGGCAUGUAUUGUGCAGUACGGCAGGCGAAAGGGAAGCAGCAGGACAAAUACGCGAAUAAAAAGGUCAGAAGUGGCAAAUUUACCAAUGCAACUGCCUGAUCUUUGCCAGAUUCAUGUUUUUCCAAAAGCAGACUGGGAAAGGGUGCAAGAAAGUCUUAACAAAAUGAACAGAGAGGCAGAGUUAAUCCAAGAAAAAAAAAAUGGAAAAGGAGAGUAAAAGAAUACCAGCAUGCUAAAGAGAUGGAAAAGCUGGAAGGCAAAAAAGAGGGAGAAACAAAAGAGCAAACUGGAGGAUCAGAAGCAUGAACAAAAAAACAAUUGAUGAAUGCUUUUUUGGACCACGUGUCAAACAGGGAUGUCCUCAAGGCAAUUGAAAAACAGAAGUAUGAGGAAGAACAAGAGUCCAUUAAUCUUUUUUCCACAGCAAAGGAAAAAUUAUUUUAAAAAAAUGAGAAAAGAGAAGGAGGCAGAGUUAUUCAGAGAACAGCUACAGCAGAGAGAUCAGAUAAUUGAACUGUUAGCUAAACAGAUGCAGGAUGAAAUCAUUGCUAGAGCUGUAGCAGAGCAGGAGACAAAGGAAGAAAGAAAGCUGAAAGAAAAAGAAGAAAAGAGGAUAGCUGAACUGAAAUCCAUUGCCACACACAGAGUAACAAUGCUUAUUGUUGCAGUUGUGAUUUAUCUGUACAUAAGUCAACUGUCCUCUCCGAGCCUAAUCCAGUCCAGAUGCCACCUGGCCCUGGUCACCUAGUUCAGUCAGUAUCACACAGGUCAGUAUGUCUGCUAGAAAAGGGGCCCUACUUUCUCAAGACAAAGAUUGCAUUAAUUAGUCCAGUUACAUUUUUAGUACACUUUCAGGUAUUCAUGUCAUAUUCAGGGAAUAUGCCUUUCAGGAUGUUAGGAUUUCACAUUGUAAAAUUUGAAAAUUGUUUGGAAUUGACUGAAACCAUGUAAUCAUCCACAGAUUUAACAAAAAGAAGAGACUGCAGGCUGUGGAAUUGCUUCUUGCCAAACAAAAAGCUGCUAAGGCUUUUUUUAGCUAAACAAUGGGAAAAACAACAAAAUAUGAAAGAAAAGAAUAGAAAGAUUCAAGCCCUUCAUGUUCAACAAAUGGUACAAUGUAAAGGA
This is a messenger RNA of Polyodon spathula (Mississippi paddlefish), 1301 nucleotides long. RefSeq names its product coiled-coil domain-containing protein 173-like. Bases 502 to 924 code for a protein of 140 amino acids. The record is from RefSeq and is a predicted model, not a curated record. Lineage: Eukaryota; Metazoa; Chordata; Actinopteri; Acipenseriformes; Polyodontidae. The transcript is spliced from 6 exons.